Messenger RNA from Lynx canadensis (Canada lynx), 1710 nucleotides. Its product is annotated as GTPase IMAP family member 1-like. Gene Ontology annotation, molecular function: GTP binding. Lineage: Eukaryota; Metazoa; Chordata; Mammalia; Carnivora; Felidae. The record is from RefSeq and is a predicted model, not a curated record. Gene Ontology annotation, cellular component: endoplasmic reticulum. Bases 547 to 1461 code for a protein of 304 amino acids. The transcript has 3 exons.
CAAAGGCACCCCCUUUUUUCUUAUUAAACUACACAUCUAUGAAACAAAAUGUCAAAUAUAUAUUUUAAAGACUCCCGUAAAUACUUCCAAAAGACAGCAGGUUCAGGAAGCAGGGGACUACAUAAUAUCCAAUCACAUUUAAGAUGCUAGGAGUCUCCAUGUUCUACAUCAGUCAAUGACUCCAAGCCUCUAAACCCCAGAUGUCAGCUCUCAGAAACUCUGGAAGAAUUUUUCAAAUCCCAUCCCAAACCAUCGCAAACCUUUGAGAAGUCCCAUAGGGGCCAGGAGUCCAGUGGAUUUCCUAGAGCACACUUGGUCAGUUCUGUCAUCGAUAAGGACUUCUUGCUUUAGCUAAAUUCUUGUUCUUUGCACUGAAUCUUCCGGCUGUUUCUUCAGUUCUGCUGUGCAGUCAGUUAUGGGAGUUUGCUAAUUUUUACACACAAGAUCACUACUCACCUGAGGCCUGUGGGAUCAACUUUACCAAGGGCUUUGGGGAGCCAAAAGGGGGGCUACGCAGAAGACAAACCUGUCAUCUAACAGGUGGGCAUGGGAGGACGCAAGAUGGCCAGAGAUGAAGAAAAUGCCUAUGGUUCCCAGGACCCGGACGACCAGCAGCAGCCGCUCGCGCAGGAGCGCAGGCUCAGGCUCAUCCUGGCCGGCAGGACCGGAGUGGGCAAGAGCGCCACGGGCAACAGCAUCCUGGGCCACAGGCUCUUCCCGUCCAGGCUCGCGGCCACCCCGGUGACCAGAAGCUGCGCCCUGGGGAGCCGCAGCUGGGCCGGGUGGCGCGUGGAGGUCACCGACACCCCCGACCUCUUCACCGCCCAAGGCCGGCGCGCGGACCCGGACUGCACCGAGCGGGCCAGCUGCUACCUGCUCUCGGCGCCCGGGCCGCACGCGCUGCUGCUGGUCACGCAGCUGGGCCGCUUCACCGCCCAGGACGAGGAGGCGGCGCGCGGCGUCCGCGAGCUGUUCGGGGCCGGCGUCCUGGCGCGCGCCGUGCUCGUCUUCACGCGCCGGGAGGACCUGGAGGGGGGCUCGCUGCACGACUACGUGCGCGCCACCGACAACCGCGCGCUGCGGGCCCUGGUGGCCGAGUGCGGCGGCCGCGUGUGCGCCCUGGACAACCGGGCGGCGGGCGCCGAGCGCGAUGCGCAGGUGGGCGAGCUGCUGGCGCUGGUGGAGCGGCUGGCGCUGGAGCACGACGGCGCGCCCUUCACCGACGACGUGUACGGCCUGGCGUGGGCCCGGCGCCACGCGCGUCCCGAGGACACGCUCCGCCUGGUGGCCGCGCGGCUGGCGGCCCGCGGUCUGGGGAGGGGGUGGGGUCGGCAGUGGGGGCGGGGGCCGCGCUGGCUGGAGGCCGCGAGGCGGAGGUGGCCGCUGGCGCUCCUGCUGCUGGGGGGCGCACUGUUAUUUGUCCUGCUGCUUCUCCAGCGGGGGGCUCCAGGCCCAGAUUGAAGGCUCUGCCCUUCCAAACGCCGGGAGCCUGGAGGGUAAAGGGGCUGGGUCAAGGCGCUGAGGGGAACUUAAACCCAAUUUCAAAGGAAACGUGGAGCUUCAGACUGGGAGUCUUAAUGACUCAGGACGCCUUGGACACUGUAUGGACUUUGCAAAGGCUCAAGUUCACUUUUAGCGUUUAUAUGUCAGUUUUGACUCUAUGUACACUAUUCAAAUAAAUGUGGUUAACUUUCAAAUGUCCUUAAUUCA